Perkinsus marinus ATCC 50983 is the source of this 174-nucleotide messenger RNA. RefSeq lists its product as hypothetical. NCBI's taxonomy places the organism in Eukaryota, Perkinsozoa, Perkinsida, Perkinsidae. The coding region runs from base 1 to 174 and encodes 57 amino acids. The transcript has a single exon. The record is from RefSeq and is a predicted model, not a curated record.
AUGGAUAACACCGUUGCUUCUGUGGUCCUCGAAGCUACACAGAGUAUGGACGAGUUCGUUGACCUGGAGGUCGACACAGUCGAUGCGGCAGAGGCUAAUGGCCGUAUCGAUAGGUUGUGCAUCAGUAAGGACGUUGACUCUCGUUCUUCGAAUGGUAACGUACUCUCAAGCUAA